Molecule: messenger RNA, 4053 nt
Organism: Varroa destructor (honeybee mite)
Lineage: Eukaryota; Metazoa; Arthropoda; Arachnida; Mesostigmata; Varroidae
Source: RefSeq, a predicted model, not a curated record
AGUAGUUUUCUGUAUAACUAAAGUUCAAAAGCGUCAGCUUUCCGGGUCGUAACAUAGCUCGUAAAUGAGGUAAAAAUGGCGGUAGCAGUGAGUCUUGUUCAGGCCAUGGCAUCAAUCGCUACGUUGAAUACGCCAGGUCUCUGCAGUUCUGAUUCUAUAGCAGCCACAAUUUUUAAAAAAAUCCUACAAACAGAAGGGACAGAUCCGCUACGCCUCAGUGAUAUGCACACAGAGAAAGGAUCAACGACAAACAUCCUGUUCCACGGCCUCAGAAAAAUGGAAUUGUCUAAUUCUGCCGAAUUCUGGAGGGACAACAAUCAGGAUUUGGGGGUUCGCUUUUCUAUCGAAAAUCUGAGCAAAUCUGCACCGUGCUAUAUGACUGCCAAUUACAAUUUUCUUCUUUCUGGGAACAUGACGGUACAUCUUAACGACCUAAGGAUUGGCAUCAAAAUAAAAAUCGCCAAAAAAACACAAGUGGUGCGAGUAAUGAACGUCGUGGUCGAAGCGCUUGGGGAACUGGACAUAGAGGCGCCGGGAUUACCGUCGCGAAUGGUUCGUCAGAUCGAACAAAAACUGAGAGCAGGCCGGCAGCUUGUUAUUGCAAACUUCCGAAAUACUCUCCAAAAUCGUUUAAAUAAGAAUCCAUGGACUGUUAAUAUAUCGUGCUAGUAUCAUACUAAUAAGCAUCAAUCCAACUGUGACGUUCCUGCGUAGUUUUAGCCUUUUCGAGAAAUGUUGCUAUUGUAAUAUACACUUGCCUGCGUAUGCUCUGCAUCAUACAGUAACCUUCAUGGCUAGCCAUACCUGUAGAGAAUCGAUGGACUAAUUAAAGGAUGAGUAAUUAUACAGGCUGAGAUAAAAAGAAAAAAGACUAGUGGAAAAAAUAUAAUUUUUAAGGAAAACGUUGAGCGUUACAGAGGAUAGGGGUACAACUGAAAUAAUAUUCGUGUGAACUGGAAGCAGUUUUUCAUGGAACACAAAGGCUGCUUUCCAUAUAUAUCCAUAUUUUGUAUAUUUUCGCAUGUGUCAUGCUUUCUUUUGUUUACAAGGGACAUCUGAUCAAAUUUCUCUGUAUAGCUAAAGCGGAUACUAUGACGACAAUAUGCCACGCUCGACUCUUGCCCUUGAGGUGGCAUUUCUUUGGGACCUUUUAUCUACGCCUAAAUAAAUACAUAACAGAUUGUUCUCAGAACAUACAUUUAUUCAAUACAUUUUAGUUAACUAUUCAUUCGGCAUAAAUAAAUGUCGCAGAAAUGAAUUAUACGCCUCCAUUGUCCUUUUCCGAGGCCUUGGAUGACAUAGGUCAUUCUCAUUUUUAUGACGUUGAUGGACUUUGCGAUUCAUCCAAAGCAAAUCAAUAACUUUAUUGAGCAUUUUGUAUCCAAUUGCGCUGAGAAAGUAGCCAUUUUUUUUUUUUCGAAUCUUCUUCGCCUCAUUAUUCAGCAAUGACGAGUUCGCAGGCGACUGCUUGUGAUAUAAUAGUUAAGUGCUGUGUUUAUAUAUAAAUUUUGUUUCCUCGUUAUCUCUUGUCUUUUCUGCGCUUGCACUGUCUCUGUACGUGCAGGCGUUAUUACUAAGCUGUUUGAGUUAUUUAGAUAAUUGGCGCUUCUAUCCGCUUUUUCAUUACGCACCUGGUGAGUAAACCACAUGGCUUGGCACUCAGGCAUACCUUGGCCUAACCCACUAUCAUCCUAGCCUAACUGUCAGUACGGUUAUUUAUUCAUAGAUAAUAGUAAUAGAAUAUAAACUACGUGUAAUCGUCAUGACGGUAAUCUACUUCGACGCGUUGGCGUCACAUAGCGCAGUAUCGAUAAUUUGUUACGAAUAACUUAAGUACAAUGUGGUGUCUAUCGUAAUUGUAUGGUGCCGCAUAUAAUCAUUCACAUUUACUGGACGUUAAUGAUAUAGUGAUUGACUGAUAUCGAAAUGAUGCUGUGGUCGCUAUAAUAAUAAUAUGUGAUAUUAUUUUUUUACCUAUUCACACACCGGGCGCAAACAAGUCCGCCUGCAUUAGGACCUGCCCACCGUUAUUUUCCAAUGUUGGUAGCGUUAGUGGAGAAACUGUCUAUUGAAAGGGGGAUGACAUCAUAAAGCAUGUCAUCCAAGUCGAUGUCCUUCUGUAUAUAUAUAUAUAUAUAUAUGGUAGAUAAAUAUUUUCUCCCUGGAAUUUUCCUCAGACAUAGAGACGUGCCCAUACCUUAUUUGUAACGUACACCUUAAAAACAGCGAAAAUAGCAACAUUGUAUAUAUAUAUAUAUAUAUAUAUAUAUAUAUACAUAUAUAUAUAUAUGGCUAGGUGACGUAUUUUAUGUCGCCACGUGGCGCGAUGGAGAUGAUAAAAACGAUCGAACCGGCAGCUGUCGUCGAGUGACUAUUAUCUCAUUGUAGCUACCAAGGGUAUUCGGUGCAUCGGUUUUCUUGAUGGUGCGCUCAUUUAUGUUCAUAUGAUCCUAUUGAGCGCGUUCUAUGUGAUAUAUGUAUAAUAGCUUUUAUAUGUAUAAUCGUUUUCUCUACGUAGUAGACACACACAAUACGAAGGCCUUUGCCCAUAGCGCAGUAACGCCUAUUUUUGUUAAGCGUAGAUAUGAUUGUUUGCAGAGCUCAACGGACCAGCCGUCUCGCGCCGUAAUCUAACCGUAAAAAUGUCGCAUGCUUCCAUCUCUCAAGGUUCAACACAAUGAGUUCUUAAUUCAUCAGUAAUUACCAGUGCUCCGCGGCUUCUACUUCCCCCGCACCUACUUUCAAUAUAAGUUGAGCCCUUUUCCGUCCAACUAAUCAUCUCUCUUACACUUUGCUACCAUCAGUUACCACUUAAUAAAUAACACAAAGUUUAGCCAAAUUAUUUGAGUUUUAUCAUCUAUAACAUACAGGCGUGUCUCGGGGUUAGAGUGCCGUUACUACAGAUUUACACACCGAUUGCUAGCUCAGCGCACGUAACACUUAAUAAUAGUUUUGGUAUUUUGGUUUUAGUUAAAACAGGACGACAUGCAUAUAAAUAACAAUGCUCAACGAAAUGCUAUGUUAUCUGUACUUAAUUUUCAUUAUCUGUAAAGUAUGUACGUAUUUAGUCUACGACACAUGUUGUUUCCGUCUUAGCAAAUUAGCAAAAUGAAUGUAUUAUUUUUCUUUACUUUUAUCGAUUGCUCUUGAGAUCAUGAGGUAAUUUCAACAUUUUCAAACACGAUGGUGAUAAUAACCGGGCCUUUCUAUCGGAAGCAUCGCAUUGCGCACAGAAAUUCUUUGGAGUACACCUCGAGAACACGAAACCCGGAAGAAAUCAUCAGACGACGACAUUGGAAAAUCAUGUUCGUUCGUCAAUGUUUGUCCCUUCUCUUCGAGAGGAUGAAGCUGGCUAAGCUACCCUUUGGAAGAUAAUUACUACGCUUUCCCGGGCGAGGGUUCUUCAUGUCUCUUCCAACGAUUUCCUGGUUCGUAAACAACAGAGACCAGCUUUAUGCAUUAUCGCCUGUAACCCCUAUUAUCAUUUGUCCAUUGUGUUUUAUAUGAAGAUGGUAUUGCCAUGCGUGGGUGGCAAAUCCGACCUUAUUCACCACCAACUGAAUACACCUGUAGACAGAUUUUAAUAGUUGAUGUGCACGUCGCUUUUAUCCUGUCUUUAGUUCUGCGUCUUCACUUUGUCUUUUAGUUCAAGUCUACUAGUUUAACUCUUGUUUUAUAUUAACAAACAAAUACACACAUACACACUGGGGAACCCAGACAUACGUCGAAGAACCCAUCGAGACCAGCUCGACACUCCCCUGUCAGCCAGAAACUAUCAGUCGCGGUAUAUAGUAAUAAACAAAAAAAUAAAGAUCAAGCAGAACAAGUUCGUCAUCUAACUUUUGUCGCUGUAAUGAUCGGUAAUUGCAUCAACCUAUUUGAGGUAUACAUUUCAAAUAGCUCCAGAAUGCAAUAAUCUCAUCACUCGACGUUACGCGGCCGACCCUGAAUGGCUAGCAGGGGGUGAAAAAACAAAGUAUAUGUACAUGGGUUCUCCACGAUGCCCUUACAGGGUCCGGUAUAGAAGGGUCCAAGCGCGCGCCAACAAGCGAU